Lachancea dasiensis is the source of this 1617-nucleotide messenger RNA. NCBI's taxonomy places the organism in Eukaryota, Fungi, Ascomycota, Saccharomycetes, Saccharomycetales, Saccharomycetaceae. The record is from the annotation of a GenBank genome assembly.
AUGCCAGGAUUGAAAGUACAGGUCUUGGACUCAUCAGAUGUGCUUUUGUCAAAUGCGCAAUCCUUGAUUGAUUUCAAUCCUAAAGCAUACCCCGAUGUUCAGGUCGUAUAUGCUCAAAAUCUCGACAUUGCUCUUUCUGAUACCGUUCAGAUAGACGGUUAUUUCACACCAAAGACAAAUGGAUCUUACACUUUCUACUUGGAUGCUACCGAUUCAAUUUUCUUGAUUGGUGAUGGUGCGGCCUUUGCUUGCGACAACUCUCAAGUUUUUGAAGCUCAUAUAAGUAAAAUUGCCAUCGAUACUGUUGGGACUUCAAGGCUACCUCGACUCUUGAGAAGGGCUACCACAAGUUUCACCACAACCUUGUCGGCAGGUCGCAGCUAUCCAAUUAGGAUUGUCUCCUCCGGCCUAAGGUCAGAUUCGGGUAUAUUGAGUUACGAAGGACCUGGUGUAACAAGGACAACAGAUUUUACUGGGGUUGCAAGCUCGUAUGUCGAUUCACAAUCAUCUGGUAGCACCGUUUCUGGAGUUGUUGCAACAGUUUCCGGUACUACUGCUGGUACUGAAGGAUGGAGUGGAUCCUUGACCUCCACCUCUACAUCUGCCACCUACUUCACUGGAUCUGAUGGGAAGACUACUGAAUCAGACAACUACUACUUGUUGACACCUACUUCUGGAUCUGCCACCUCUGGAUCUUCCACUUCUGGAUCUUCCACUUCUGGACCUGCCACUUCUGGCUCUGCCUCUUCUGGUAGCACCGUUUCUGGAGUCGUUGCAACAGUUUCCGGUACCACUGCUGGUACUGAAGGAUGGAGUGGAUCUUUGACCUCCACCUCCACCUCAGCUACCUACAUUACUGGAUCUGAUGGUAAAGCUACUGAAUCAGACAACUACUACUUGUUGACACCUUCUUCUGGCUCUGCCUCUUCUGGCUCUGCCACCUCUGGCUCUGCCACUUCUGUAUCUGCUUCUGGUAGCACCGUUUCUGGAGCUGUUACAACAGUUUCCGGUACCACUGCUGGUACUGAAGGAUGGAGUGGAUCUUUGACUUCCACGUCAACCUCAGCUACAUACUUCACUGGAUCUGAUGGUAAGACUACUGAAUCAGACAACUACUACUUGUUGACCCCAACUUCUGGAUCUGCAUCUGGCUCUGCUUCUGGGUCAUCUGGCGCAAUCACUACUUCCGCCUCUGGUGUGGUUCCAAAAGUAUCUGGCACUACUGCUGGAACCGUCACCUUGUCUGGUUCGAUUUCUGAACCAAAGGUCACAACCACCUUAGGAGAUAACCAAAUGCCCAUCGGAAUUUCUGAGGGAACCAUGGCUUCCGUAUCAUCCACGGUAGAUACAGUUAUCGCGCCUGUUGCAACUGGUGCCACGGGCGGUGCGGGCAAGGUAAGCACAGCUAUACAAAGUGAUAAUUCCGCUUCUUCGAUGCCAACUUCAGACUUGAAACCUACCACUGUGAUUUCGACUAACGUAGCAAGUUCAAUGAGUACCGAGACGGUUACAACUUACUUGUCCACACACACUACGCUUGCGGUAUCGACUUUUGAGGGUGGAGCCAGCCGUUUGAAGCUGGGCUUGCUCUUCGCGCUUCCACUAGCGUUACUCUGA